AUGCCAUGCAAACGCCCCGUUUGUACCAAAACCUUCUUAUUGAACAAUGGCAGCUCGAUGCCUGCCGUGGGCUUAGGAACAUGGCAAGGCAGCCCUGGAACGUCUGAUGAACACGCCUUGAAAGCGUCAAUCGUCCACGCCCUCCGCAGCGGCUACCGUCUCCUGGAUACGGCCCAGAUGUACGGAGUUGAGUCCAUCGUGGGUCAGGCCAUCCGCGAGAGCGGGGUCCCUCGGGAGGAGAUCACGAUUGUCACCAAGUUCUGGGUAAACUGGCACCACGAUCCGGGCCGAGCAUUAUCCGCUUCUCUCGAGGCGAUGCGGCUAGACUACGUUGACCUCUUCCUCAUACAUCUGCCCUGUGGCACCACGCCGGACGGAAAACCGCUUGGCAUCCAGGGGUCGCCGACAUUUGUGGAGACGUGGAAGGCGAUGGAAGGUCUGGUUGGGCCGAGGUGCAAGGCCAUUGGCGUUAGCAACUUUACGCAGAAGCUCUUGGAGACGUUGCUUGAGAGCGCGAGCGUUGUGCCGGCUGUGAAUCAGAUUGAGCUGCACGCGUUCAAUCCCUGCCUACGACUGGUGCCAUAUUGUCAAUCCAAGGGCAUCCAUGUGAUGGGCUAUGGAUCAUUGGGAGGCGGAGAUGCCAGCCCUUUUGACCAAAUUCUAACUCACAAGGUGUUUGCUGAUUUGGCCGAAGCCAAGGACUGUUCGAUUGGCGUGGUUCAUCUGUCAUGGGCCGUUCAACGGGGCGUCACGGUUAUUCCGAGGACCAAGUCGCACUCACGUUUGGGGGAUAAUAUCCGCCUUGUUACUCUAAGUGAUGAAGAGAUGAGCAUAAUGAACGCUGCGAAAGACAACAUAGCGCAGUGCCGAGCUAUUAACAAGUACCGAGAUAGCCCUGAUGGGGAGGUGAUCAUUCUCGGCUGGACUAUGGUGGACUUUGGUUUCGAGGACAGCGAAGGUAACUGUCUGACUUGA
Molecule: messenger RNA, 975 nt
Organism: Colletotrichum truncatum
Lineage: Eukaryota; Fungi; Ascomycota; Sordariomycetes; Glomerellales; Glomerellaceae
Product: aldo keto reductase
Molecular function (GO): oxidoreductase activity
Source: RefSeq, a predicted model, not a curated record